CUUGCAACAUGAUGAACAAGGUUGUGAUACUCUUGGUCACGGUACUGUGGGCCCUCUCAUUUCUAACUUCAGCUGAUGAAGCUAAACCAUUUAACAAUGGUUUCACCAUUGAUCUUAUCCACCGUGACUCACCAUUAUCACCCCUCUACAACCCUUCACUGACUCCAUCCGAAAUCAUUACGAACGCCGCGAAGCGCUCCGUUUCUCGAACCAGCCGCUUCUUCUUCCCGGACAAAGCCGAGGAAGAGGAGGAGGAGAGCGUGUUGAUUCCAGACAGAGGAGACUACCUCAUGAAGAUCUUGAUUGGUACCCCUCCGAUGGAGUCACUCGCUGUUGCGGACACAGGGAGUGAUCUUGUUUGGAUACAAUGCUUGCCUUGUGAGCAGUGUUACUCACAAAACGCUCCAAUCUUUGAUCCCAAAAAUUCUUCUACUUUUGAGACACUAACUUGUGAUUCUGAGUCUUGUAGAUCGUUAUCUAGAUAUGGUUGUGGAAGUUCAGGAGAAUGCAGGUACCUCUUUCAUUUACGGAUACUCCACAAUUUGUGUCCAUAUGGAGACAGAUCUUACACCGUAGGAGAAUUGGUCAGUGACACCAUUAGUUUUAGUACUUCAAAUGGUGGAAAAUCAAUGAUAAAAUACCCUAAAACUACAUUGGGUUGUGGCCAUGACAACGAUGGGAAUUUUAGAAGCACAAGCACAGGACUAGUUGGUCUUGGUGGUGGACCUUUGUCAUUGGUUACACAACUGGGUGAUGCAAUUGGUCACAAAUUCUCAUAUUGUUUGCUACCCUUUUCAGCAAACUCUACAAGUAAACUCAAAUUUGGAAGUGAAUCAUCAACGGUUUCUCGUAAUGGAGUUGUUUCUACCCCUUUGAUAUCUAAAUCUCCAUCCACUUAUUACUACCUUACUCUGGAAGGCAUCUCCAUAGGUGAGAAGAAACUACAAACAGAACAAAGUGCAAACAACAUUGUAAUCGAUUCCGGGACUACAUUGACUAUGCUUCAAUCGGAUUUCUACGACGGUUUUGAAUCCGCGGUUAAGGACGCCGUUGAUAACAGUCAUGAACCGGUACAGGAUCCACCUGAACCAUUAAGGUUGUGUUAUAGGGAUAUCUCAGUUGAGGACCUCCCUGAUUUGACAUUCCAUUUUUCUGGUGCUGACGUUCAUUUGCAGAAAAUGAACACAAUUCUGAAGGUGGACAACCUUAUUUGCUUGUCUAUAGUCCCUAGUGAGAGGUUCUCUAUCUUUGGCAACAUAGCACAAGUUAAUUUUAACGUAGGGUAUGACCUUCAAGAAAAAAUGGUUUCUUUUUAUCCUGCAGAUUGUACAAUGGAUCAGUAGAAUGAAGCUUCGACUUUGAU
Messenger RNA from Arachis ipaensis, 1363 nucleotides. The record is from RefSeq and is a predicted model, not a curated record. Lineage: Eukaryota; Viridiplantae; Streptophyta; Magnoliopsida; Fabales; Fabaceae.